UAGUGUAGCUGUGUUAUUGACUCUCCACGCAGCCACUUAAUCUCAGACUAACCUUUUUAUGUUUUUUCCCAUUUCUCUAUAAUUAAAAAAAAGCACUUCAUCACAUGGAUGCAUAGGUUCCCUGUCGUCUAGUCCGAGGUUAAGUUCAGUUCAGUAAUGACACAGCGAGAAAUGAGCUGCAGCAGGUCGUUUGUAGAGAGUAGAUAUUUCAUCAUGGCAUGACGUCAUUUAAAUGUCAACAGGAAGGCCAGCGAGGUCAUAUACUUCCAUCAGGUUGGAUUUUUAUUUCCUUGUCUCCCAUAACUGUGCCUCACAUUUUGGUUUCAACUACAGUACAGUAUAGUAUAGUAUAGUAUACAUGAAACAUAUGUUAUAUUUAGUUUUUAGUCUGUGAUCUCUUGUUUAAAUUUAUUUAUAUUUUUAAUUGAACCGUGCAAAACACCUGCCCAUAAUUCAGUGCCCAUGUCUUUAUCCGUGUCAGUUUCUCAAACUGUAAUAUGUGUUAAACAAUUUUGUAGCUGAUGUGUAGCUGUGGUUUCAACAGGAACUAGGAUUUUUACAUAUUACUGUAUCAAACUCGUCAUUAUACUUCUUACUCUGUUUUCACUUCUGCCACCUUUCUUCUUUAACAUUAAUCCAAGGGCAAUAUUUAGUCCGGUAGCAACACAGUUACUGUUGCCCUUGUGAUAUUAUCAUCUUUAAAAAGCUGCAGCUUGAGAUGUUAGUAAGCAAGAUGGUUUAUGUAAAGCCAUGAAAUACUGAGCACUGCUCAGUAUAGGCCUUUCUGGGAGAAAAUGUCACUUAGAGAGGCAAAAAACAACCUCAAACAGACCAUGAGAAUAUAAACAGCACCAUAAAGAGAUGCAAAAAGACAUGCACAAUAACUAAAGGUGAAAAAACCUUGACAACUACAUAGACAAAAUGACAAAAAAGAGACAAAAAUGCCACAAAUAUGUAAAACUAAUCCAGAGCAACACCAAAUAAGGCCUUUUUCACAGCACACAUGUAGAUAAUAAAAAUGAAUGACAGCUGAAUUCCAUUUAGCUGCUUCAGUUUCAGGUUUACCAGUUCCAGGUAUUCCACAUUCCGUCUCACUGUCACUGUUCCGUCUUGUUGGAACACUUGAACUACUAGCCUGAGUAUUAAGUUUAAAGUUAUCAGUGCUUUUCCUAGGAUGACAUGACCAAUAUCUGCUGUGGGGGAAAAGGGGCCCCCGGCGAUCUGAAUGAUAGAGAAUCAGGUGUGGGGCCAAUUCACGGUGCGUUCAGAUGUUCCUUAAUCACGGCGUAGGUCACGCUGUCAAACAACCCCCCCGUCCUGCUGAUGUUCUGUUGACCCAGAAGCUGCUUGGCUCCCUCUGUCUCUGCCCUGCCUGGGGGCGGGGGCGAGGUCUGCUCGUCUCUGAAAAUAGCACCGGGAGGGGAACACGAGAGUGCGUCUCGCCUGGUGCUGGAAAAACACCCGUCGUGGUCGUGUUGGGCUGCAGGGGGUUGCAACAUCGACCGUCCUGUUGCUGCCUCUCAGAUGUGAGCUCACCACUGCCUCGCCGCCUGGUUCAGAGGAGCAGACACUACAGACUCUACAGUGGGACAAACACACCUUGCAAUUGUCCCAAACAGCGCACAGCCAAUGGAGGACCUGAGGCAGAAGAUGGGCGUCAUGUCACAGACGAUAUGCCCAAGCUCGCGGGCUCCAUCUGACGAGGACCUGAAGGCCCCGAGCGGAAGGACAGACGAGAAAAUGCACAUGAAGAGAGAAAUCUCUCUCGUCAACGGAAUCUGCCUCAUCGUGGGCAACAUGAUCGGCUCUGGGAUCUUCGUCUCGCCGAAGGGUGUGCUCAUGCACAGCGCCUCCUACGGGCUGUCGCUGCUGAUCUGGGCCCUCGGGGGCAUCUUCUCGGUGUUUGGGGCCCUGUGCUACGCAGAGCUCGGCACCACCAUCACCAAGUCCGGCGCCAGCUACGCCUACAUCCUGGAGUCCUUCGGCGGCUUCCUGGCUUUCAUUCGCCUGUGGACGUCCAUCCUGCUGAUUGAACCGGCCAGCCAGGCUGUGAUUUCACUCACCUUCGCCAACUACCUGGUGGAGGCCUUCUACCCCACCUGCCAGCCGCCCUACGACGCUGUCCGCCUCAUCGCUGCCGCCUGCCUCUGCAUGCUUAUUUUCAUCAACUGUGCCUAUGUGAAGUGGGGGACACGUGUCCAGGACAUCUUCACUUACAUCAAACUCAUGGCUCUCUCCCUCAUCAUCAUCGUAGGGCUCCUGAAAUUAUCGGCGGGAGAAACAAAAAGCUUCGAGAGUCCGUUUGAGGGCUCCACCACAGAUCCCGGGGCCAUAGCUUUGGCCCUCUACUCAGCUCUGUUCUCCUACUCCGGCUGGGACACGCUCAACUUUGUCACGGAGGAGAUUAAGAAUCCAGAGAGAAAUCUUCCCCUGGCCAUCGCCAUUUCCAUGCCCAUCGUGACCAUCAUCUACAUGCUGACCAAUGUGGCGUACUAUGUGGUUCUGGACAUGCCGUCUCUGCUGGCCAGUGACGCUGUUGCUGUGACGUUUGGCAAUGCAGUCCUCGGGCCGUUCAAGUGGAUCAUCCCCGUUUCGGUGGCCAUGUCCUGCUACGGAGGACUCAAUGCCUCUAUCAUCUCUGCGUCACGGUUGUUUUUCGUCGGAGCCAGAGAAGGUCACCUCCCCAGCAGUCUGAGUAUGAUCCACCUGGAGCGCUACACACCUAUACCUGCGCUGCUGUUCAACGGGUUGAUGGGCCUGAUCUUUCUGUGUGUGGAGGAUGUGUUCCAGCUCAUCAACUACUUCAGCUUCAGUUACUGGCUCUACGUGGGUCUGUCUGUGGCCGGGCUCAUCUACCUGCGCAUCACUCAGCCCAACCGAUACAGGCCUGUGAAGUUGACCCUGGUCUUCCCCAUCAUCUACUGUCUGUGCAGCCUGUUCUUGGUCAUCGUCCCUCUGUUCGGAGACACCAUCAAUUCUCUCAUCGGAAUUGGCAUAUCGCUCUCUGGGGUGCCAGUUUAUUAUGUGGCUAUUUACUUGCCUGAGGAGAAGAGGCCCAAAUUCAUUAGGAAAUUGAAUGCUUUUGCCACUCGAUUCAUCCAGAUGCUGCUCUACUGCUGCCUGACUGACCUCGACGUGGAGACAGAGACACGGGCAGGAGCUAAAACGCAGUGAACUGCAGACCAACUCUGUCAUUCACAGGGCUGCCCUCCGCCCGGGGGCCCCGUUCCUGAAAGACGAGGCCCUGCGAUGGACAGCACAGCGAGGCCCGGGCCCACAGCGUUCGCGUGCCAGGUCAAGUUUAAAAAAAGAAAAAGCGGAGGCCUAACGUCUCAAAUGACUCACUUCGAGGAGCGAGCACUGCAGAGAGACUGCAAAUGUGGCUUCUCCUGUAAAUAUAUCAUUAUAUUUUGUACAGAGAACGAGGAAUAUUUUGAGGAUGAGGAUUUAAUAAAACUAUGAAAAAAAAUGUUCAGGUCAACCUCACGUUUUAUUCAGUGUUGAGAUGUGAUGAGAUGAAAUAAUGCUCAUCUGGCGAGAAUUCAAUCAUGUGACGGUCUAUAUUUAGUAUGACUAAUGGGGUUUUUUUAAUUACAUAUUUUACUACAUUUAAAAUUGUACAUUUCAACCAGUAUUAGUGAUUGGGUCCUGAGCCGCCUCACUGUGAAGCAGGUUCAUUGAAGUGCCUUCUUUAAAGCUUGUCAAUCUUUAAUGUGAAGAAUAACUGAUCUCAGUGAGUUUACAUUCUGUGUUUUUAAGAACUAUAUUCUUCAUAAUCACCGUGAGUGGAUUCACAGGAGCGUCUGUCUGAAUAGAGCCGUCUGUGCUUUGUCAAGUCCUUUUACGUUUGCGGCCAAGUUGCCAUGUCAGCAAAACUCUUCCUGCAAACUGGUGAGAGACAAACUCACAAACUAAUGGACAAAAAAAAAACCGAGGCAGUGGGGAAGCUGUUUGGUUUUUGUUUUUCCAGUUCAACACGUGCUGACCUUCAUCACCCAGAGGAAACGAAGGUUGGACGGCCGGAAACAUCUUUCGGAUGCUUCACGUGAAAAGAGUUGUGUCCCUGUUUUAAUUGUCAUAUAAUAAUUAAUCGGUGUGUAUUAUGCAAUUUAUGUCCUUCAGCAUCUUUAUUAUUUUGUAUUAUGAUUAAAGUGCAAAACUUUUUCACAAUA
This is a messenger RNA of Scophthalmus maximus (turbot), 4172 nucleotides long. RefSeq names its product Y+L amino acid transporter 2. NCBI's taxonomy places the organism in Eukaryota, Metazoa, Chordata, Actinopteri, Pleuronectiformes, Scophthalmidae. The coding region runs from base 1630 to 3174 and encodes 514 amino acids. The transcript has 10 exons. Gene Ontology annotation, cellular component: membrane. Gene Ontology annotation, molecular function: L-amino acid transmembrane transporter activity. The record is from RefSeq and is a predicted model, not a curated record. Gene Ontology annotation, biological process: amino acid transmembrane transport.